UUAUAAGCUUAAACAUAGGGCCUACAAAGAUAUACGCUCGUCAUUACCCCACUCUGGCUUGAAUUGGUGUUGGAUCUCAAGUUGGUUCAACUUAUAUAUGGCGACGAUGUUCGAUUUCGAGACUGAUGUUCCACUUUUGGGCAUCACGAUUGACCCAGACAAUCCAGAAAAAAGCGUGAAAGAAGUUCUUAAAGUCACAAAAAAGACGUGGAGCUUGGAGGAUGUUAAAUUAGAGACAGGUAAUAUCGGCUAUGUCAACAAAACACUUGUAGCCGUGCUAAAUGGAGGUCCGGAGAAAGUGGUCUUCAGGGUGUUUACCGAAUCUUUCGCAGCCAUCAUGAACAAGGAACGGGAGAAAGUUGUAACCCUCCUGCUCCACGAGCUGAAAAUCGCCCCGAGCGUUAUCUGUGUGUUCGCCAAUGGCAUCUGCUUCGAAUUUAUCGAAGGGGAGACGUUCCACUGGAAGGAUUUCUCGGCGUUUGACGAUAUUCGCCUUGUCAAGUCAGUCAUGAGGGAACUGGCCCGUUUCCAUAGCCAAAAGUCGCGCGAUUUAGCCAUCAACAAAUACCACUUGGAAGAGACUGACUUCCUGAAUGGUCACAUGAGCAACUGUUUGAAGAUGUAUCCAGAUGAAGAGAGGGUUCAAGCCUUGCCAGAUGGAGAGGUCAAAUAAUGUCUAUGCACGACAGCGCCACCCAAGGCAACUAUCAUCUCCGAGAUGGAUGAGAUGAGAAAGAUAGUAGAAGAGAUGAAUCUUCCUCUGGUACUCUGCCACGAUGAUAUUAAUCCGACCAACAUCAUUUAUAAUGGAGAAAAUGAAUCUUGCACUUUAGUUGACUAUGAUAUGACCUGUUUCCGAUUUGCGGAGUUCGAUCUGGCUAUUUUUCUUCAAUCAAUAUGCCAGGGUUUCAAUCCGGCGGACCCUUCCCGGCCCCGGCGCCAACCGGAGUUCUGGAAGGAGGCUCUUUUGGAAUACCUCAAAGCGAAGGCUAAAAUAGACGGUGUAGAUGAGGGGGAAGCAGCUGGUCUCCUCGAGCAGUGCUAUGUCAGAGUCAGAACUUUGGCACUGAUAUACAGCCUGAUAUUUGUUACUUACUGCUUUAACGUUGGAGUGUCCAACCCCAACCCUCCUUACGGGGUACCAAUGGACUACAUAAAUGUUGGCCUGGGCGCAUACCAGACAGACUACCUCAAUGUCAAGAAUGAGAUCAUCCAACCCUUUCUCACGGAUUUAGGAGGAUUGUGAUAGAUGUUUCCCUGGGCCAGAUGGGUGCCCUAUCAUAGCAACACAGAUUUGGGGAAUGAAUGUAAAGCGCUUUAAGACAGGACUAGUACAGUAUAAAGCGCUAUGUAAGAGCAUAGAUCUGUAAAAGGAUUUAUUUUGUAUAUUUCUACAUUUGAUUCCAAGGUCAUUUUGCCAUAUAUCCUAAACGUUUUUACCAUAUGUCGAAGUUUUUGUCGACCUAACUGGUUGUCAUCCUCAGGUAUUCUGAGCAGUUCCCAGUUUAGGAUGUAUCGCAAAAUGAUAUCUAUACGUUAGUAUCUUUAUUUAUUGAUAACGCAGUUCAGCAAAUAAAUAAUACGAAUAUUAAA
Lineus longissimus is the source of this 1593-nucleotide messenger RNA. Its product is annotated as ethanolamine kinase 1-like. The record is from RefSeq and is a predicted model, not a curated record. The transcript has 8 exons. Bases 719 to 1246 code for a protein of 175 amino acids. Lineage: Eukaryota; Metazoa; Nemertea; Pilidiophora; Heteronemertea; Lineidae.